ACUAGAAGUUUUCAAACUACAAUCAAAGAUGAAAGGUGACAUGCCACACUCAAAAUUAAAGAUCACAUUAAGGCUUUAAUCAUUCAAAGAUUACUAACACCAAAUAUGUUCCAGCUCCUUUUGUUUGAGAUAUUCCAGCAUUUCAUCAUUUUUUAUUCACUGCUUUUCUGAUACAGUCCUCUUUUUAAAAAAAGUUCUAUUUUGAUACUUUCUUUAUGUUGAGAAGAACUUUGUUCUGUUUAUGUUCUGAGAUAUCUUUUCUAGCCUGAACUACUUUUGAUCCUGGUAAGGAAGCAUAAUGAUUUUAUUUUUGUCUGGCAUGACUAUUCUGACUGAGAGAUUAUAUUCCCUUUUUAGAUCAUUCCAACUUUGAUUUGACCAAAGUUUCUUAGUAAUUCAACAGAAUAUUUAUCUCUUUUAUUUGAAGCAUUACCUCUGUUCAAAGAGAUUAAACUAGUCAUCACUCUCAUAGGAUCUGCAAGUUCAUCAAUCAAGCUCCCCUUCUUCUACAACUUAUCAGAGACAUGGUUGAACGAAGCCACAGCUUUAAGUUACCAGGAGCUGAGAUAAAUGAUCUAAGAAUGGCUCUUUAUGAGCGCAAAGAAGUAGUUGAGAGGCUCCAAGAUGAGUUAGAAGCAGAGAGAGAAGCAUCUGCCACGUCAGCGAGCGAGGCUAUGUCAAUGAUUCUCAGGCUGCAAGGAGAGAAAGCUGAGCUAGCCAUGGAAGCUGAACAGUACAAGAGAAUAGUCGAAGAAGAAAUGUCUCACGCUGAGAUGUCCUUUGCGCUCUUAGAGGAUUUUAUCUACCAGAAAGAGGUUGAGAUCACUGCGCUUGAGUAUCAAGUGGAAGCUUAUAGAAGCCAGCUUUUGAGCUUGGGGUAUAGUGACUUGAAUAGCUUAGAUGAUGUUAAGCUUCAAGGGUCAUUGAGUGAUAGGUCUCAAACACCCUCUCCAGAGUUGGUAGAUGAUCUUUCUAUCCCUGUGGAGAAGGAAGUUAUUGAGCAGAGUUUGGACUCACAGAAGAGUUCCUUAGAUGUGUAUUGGGAACAGAUCAAGAAGCUGGAUGAGCAAGUGAAAGAGCUUACACAUUUUAGAGACUCGAUGCAAUACAAGAGUUCAAUGUCUGAAUCUCGAGUCAACAAGAGAGAAGAAGAUGUUGCAAGCUCAUCAAAGGGUUUGUGUAAAAGUGAGGAAACUCUGGUGAUAAAAGUUGCAAAGCAUGCAAAGAUGGAUAAGAAAUCACCUAAACAGACAAGAGACAGAAGCGGUAAGAGAAACCGUGGAGAGUAUCAAGCUGAACUACAGAGGUUGAGACAGAGAGUAGAGAGGCUUGAGAGGGAAAGGACUAAGACUGAGCCUGAAACUAGUGGAGUGGUUAAGGAAGAAGAGAUUAGUCUAGUGAGGGAGGUGAAGGAGGAGGUAAGUUCUGUGCAAUCAUCUGAAGUGAAACGCUCAGAUAGACUGGAGAAUCUACAACCUUGGAUUGACCCAGCCAUUGUUUCCAUUCAAGAGGCAAUGCUUUACUUCUGGCUAUGAGACAAAGAAAAGAAAGUGAAAAGAAGAUUUUUGUGUUUAUGUUGAGUGUUUGUCAUUGUGUUGUGUUUUUGUUUGCUUCUAGCUAAGAAGAUGUAUGUAACUUUUCUAUGUAGGUUGCCUUUGAGUAACACAUACCAAAAACAUCAUCUUUGUAUAUUUUUCUGUGUGUAAAUAUAUAUUGAGAAGAA
Molecule: messenger RNA, 1723 nt
Organism: Brassica napus (rape)
Lineage: Eukaryota; Viridiplantae; Streptophyta; Magnoliopsida; Brassicales; Brassicaceae
Product: calponin homology domain-containing protein DDB_G0272472
Exons: 3
Coding region: 525-1535 (336 amino acids)
Source: RefSeq, a predicted model, not a curated record